This is a messenger RNA of Lolium rigidum, 3291 nucleotides long. RefSeq lists its product as uncharacterized. The record is from RefSeq and is a predicted model, not a curated record. Gene Ontology annotation, molecular function: nucleic acid binding; zinc ion binding. Bases 1 to 3291 code for a protein of 1096 amino acids. Lineage: Eukaryota; Viridiplantae; Streptophyta; Magnoliopsida; Poales; Poaceae. The transcript is spliced from 2 exons.
AUGACGCUCUCGCGACUCCUGGGCGACUCUGUCUGGAGCCCGACCCGAGGUCCUGUCCAUGGCGGGAUCUCCUCGAUCCGCGUCCAUGGCGGGCCAGGGGCGCGGGAUGUGCCUCUCCACGCGUCGCGAGACAGUUCUCCCUUGCCACUUGCCUCCCUCCCGGUUCCACUUCCACUUCCACUCACACAGAGCUCACCGCCGAUAGCUAGGUUCCUACCAAAAUCCAAGGCGAAUCGAAGGCUAACGCUGGCGAUCUGCACGGAUGAGGAAGGAGAGGAGGCAGGGGAGCGGUCGUGGUGGAGGCGGUCUGGUGCGGAGGGCGGGGAAGGGGCGAUGGGAGCUCGCGAAGGCGCUACGGGCGAGGAAGCUGGAUCGGCAAUGGCGAGGUCGAGGUCGACGAACGGAGAUUCCGCGGAGGACCGAGCUAUCUCGCCUCGGUGCGGCGGCUUCAGCUUCUGCGUGGGCUCGUUUGGGCCAAUCGCCGUUGCCCCCGAGCUUGCCUAUCUCGGCGCGGCAGCAGAGUUCGAGGGAUCGAUUGGAGCCGAUGUCCAAGUUCAUCUCAGGUGCGAUAAUGGCGCUCCAGGCGCCAGUACAGGGGCAGAAGCCUGGUCCGAGGAUCGUGCGGGUGCAGGAGGCCUUUCAGAGAGAUCUGGAGCUGCAGGAUACUGCACAGAGCUUGAUGGCAGAGGAGAGGACGCCGUCGGAGCAGAAUCUAGAAGCAGGCGUUCAUCGAUUCCCAUUCGAUUUGGCAGUAGAGAAAGCAUAUGCGCAGCUACCGCCGAGGUGGAACAAGAGACCACAUCCUCUGGGCCUUGCGGUAACGGAGUUGAAGGCGGCGCUUGCGUUGUUGAUACUGCAUCAUCAUUCUCUGAUACUGAACAAGUGCGCAGAGGAGGUUGGGGAUGCAGAAGUUUGAUUGGUACGGCUGUGCUUGGUUUUGGCGGGACUGAAAAGGUGGGGGAGCUGGUAGUGGGUUCCAGGAACUCGUCCAUGGCGUCAUGGACCAAGUCAAGAGUUGGUGGGCGACAGGUGCCGGUUGUGGACAUGGAGGAUAAGGAGCUGGAGACGCUUUUUGGACAGCUAUGGGAUAUUCCACAGCAUCUGGACAACCCUCCCCUGCGUGUGGCUCCAUAUAUAAGCCCUCCACGCCCUAGGGUUCGGUAUUCCCCUCCACCGCCGCCAUUACCACCAGAAAGACCAGCACUAUGUUAUCUUGGAGUUGAGGAGGUAGAGAUUGUAGAUCUGGAGUCUGAAGAGGUGAUCAUGGCUGACAGAGGGCGUGGAGGAAGGAACAGAGGAAGAGGAUCUGGAGGGGGGAGAGGGGACAACUGGAAUCGGCAGUUCAACAACAACCAAUUUCAGCAAGGCACUCAACAGCAACAGCAACCCUUUCAGCAGAACCAGGGUCCAUACCCUCAGUUCCCUCCACAGCCUUAUGGUUUUGCUCCUGGUGGUAUGCCUCCUCCUUGGGCUUUUCAAGGUCCUUAUCCUCAGUUUAAUCCACAGCAGUAUGGGUUUCAGUCUAACCAGUGGAUUGCCCCAAGUAAUGAAGAGAUUCCACAAAAUUCUCAAGCUCAGGUGGAUGACAAUGUAGCUAAGGCAAAAGGUGGAAUGGCAAAGCAGAUGCAGAAGAAGAAACCUGGUGGGGGUAGUGAAGCUCAGGUGAUUCCUAACCAGAUGUCCUAUGUAGACACCAUCUGCCUUGGUUGUGGAGAGCCUGGUCACUUCAAGCAAUCUUGUGACAAGAAAGCUUUUUGCUUCAUUUGCAAAGCUACCAACCAUGGUGUUGAAGGAUGCCCUGUUGUCAAGAGACCUCCUCAAGUGGCAAAGUACAUAGGAAGUGCAGCUAAUGGCUUAGGUUUCUUCCAUAUUGAGAUUCCUGAGGUAGUUGUCAAUCCUGUGACUACUACUAAAAACUGUGGGCUUGUGCUGAUUGAGGAAGGCAACAUAACCAAAGCUGAGUUGGCCAAGGAGUUUGCAGGGAUUUACAGGACAAAUUGGCCAUGGCAAAUUAGGGAACUUACUCAGUGGUCAUACCUGGUGAAAUUUCCUCCUCAUCUACCUGUAGACCAGGUGAUUGGGUACCCUAGGUUUGGCCUAACAAAACCUGGAGUGUGGGUAAAGGUUGAGGCAUGGGAUGAUGAUCCAGACCCUGUGGCAGUAAUGCAAGUGACCUGGAUGAAGAUACAUGGUUUACAACCUCCAUGGUGUGAAUGGAAUGUGAUAGCCCAGGCUGUGUCUGUGUGUGGCAUCCUUGAAGAAAUAGAUUGGAUGAGUGUUUUCAAAGACUGUGCUGAGGUUGUAAGGGUGAAGAUUAAGUGCAGAGAUGCUACCAGGAUUCCUGCUGGUAGACUUUUCCAUUUCCAGGGCAAAUUCCACCAGCUGUUGUUUGAGGUUGAGGGGGAACCUGCUAUGGGGGUGGCAGAGGAUCCACCUAUUCCACCGCCUCCUCCUCCAUCUGAUGAAAAUGAUGAGCAGGGGAAUGAAGAACAGAAUGGUGAUAAACAAGAUGGAAUGGAUACUGACAGAGGCAGUGCAGCAGGGAAUGCCUCUGCAAGCUCUGGAGUGGUUAAUCCUGGCCCAGCUAGCUCUGGAUCUGUAGGGAGAAGGCUGGUUACUGAUGGUGGAGAGAUCAAGGAGUAUGUGAGUGGUGAAGAGGUUUAUGAGUUGCUUCUCAAGAAUGGUGAGGUGGAUGAGGAAGGCAGGUUCAUCUGGAGGAGUGGUCCUAGCAGAAUUAGUGAAGAAGUGAGUGAAGAAAUUCAGAACUUCCUUUUGGAAGAUCAAGAGAGUCUGGCAUGCAAACAUGGGGUUAAUCUGGAUAGUAUGGAGAUGAAUGAUGGUGAUAUGGAACUGGCUCUACCAGAAGACAUCUUGCCUAGCUUUGAGAAGACUGAUACAGAAGGAGUGAUGGACACUGACCAACUGAAGAAACCAAGGAAGAAGAAAGCUUGGGGUCCUGUUCAGGCUACAAGGCAGAGUUCCAGGGUGGACAGGUCUAUGAAUGUGAUGAAGAAGGCUAUUGAAUACAAGAAGAAGAACAACUUGGAGGAGCCUAACAAGAAGAUGAAAGGUUUGGAAUGUGAUCCUGUCCUACCUAAGGAACUGGAAGGUUCCUUUCAAGGAUCAGACAUGGAAAGAAGUGGACUUGUUCAUGGACCACUUGGUGAGAAAAAUCAGGGCUCCGCUGGAACUGACACAAAACUGAAGUGUUCAUCAUUCGACUGGAUCUCUUCCUGGGCUCCGAGCAUCCAAGCUGUCACAUGGCGGGAGGGCGUCGGCUGGAGUACCUGA